This is a messenger RNA of Cyclocybe aegerita, 447 nucleotides long. NCBI's taxonomy places the organism in Eukaryota, Fungi, Basidiomycota, Agaricomycetes, Agaricales, Hemipholiotaceae. The record is from the annotation of a GenBank genome assembly.
AUGCCUGGGCUAUUCCUCGUUGACGAUCACCCACUCGAGCUACCGGUCUCCUGCACGCCGCCCAACAGACACUGGAGGAGCUGCAUAUCCUCUUUCAAGCUGGAAACGAAGAUCUCGAAGGAAAAAUCUAUCAGGACCUUCCAACUCAACGUUGAGACAGGUUUCAUCGACCGUGUUAAACCCCAGGCAUCCUUCGAGGCGAACUGGGACACGCUUUGCGACCAACUCAGGCGACUCUCGGUGGGAAAGCCUCUUCGCUUCGACCUCUACAUGAAGUACUGCUCACCUUCCAGCGAUUUGUCACGCUUCGUGGACCUCAGUGAUUCGGAAGAAGAAACAGACAUCGAGAGCUAUUCGGAAAGCUCGUCGGACCCGGAAGACGGUGGCUCAUCGAUCGCUGAAAGGUCGCGCAGGGGAGAUAUCGUGCGAUCUGCGAGGAGUUCGUAA